AAGUGGGCUCCCUGUCCUCAGACACACAAGAGAGGAAGUGGCUGCCAGCGGGGGGAGGAGAGGAGAGGGGGGGGGAGAGAAGGAGGGGCGAGCAAAGCAGAAGCUGAUCGGUCAGUCAGUCAGUCGGCGCUCAAAAGGGGAAUCGCAAAGGCUUACAAGGAAGAGGAGGGGGGGAGAGAGAAAGAGAGAGAGAGAGCGACGGGGUGACGUAGGCAGCCCCGCCCAAGGGGGCAUCCGAGCGGAGGGCGCGAGGAGAAGAAGAAGAAGGAGGAGGGGGAGGGGCUGAGGCGCGCGCGCGCAAAGGAGAGAGAGAGAGAGAGAAGGCGAAAGAGAGCGUCGCGCAGAGAGUGACACUCUGGCUUCCCCCGAUCCGAAUUCCGAGGAUGUGAAGCCGAGGAGCCUGAGCAGCAGCAGCAGCAUUAGAAAAGAAGCGGAAGUGGCGGUGGAGACAAGAUGCCGCCCUGAGGCGCCCUACUGUUGUUGCCAAGCAGCCGCGGCGUGGAUCCCUUUCUCCCCCGCAGCCCCGAACCCUCGCGGAAGGAAAGAAGGAAGGAAGUGCUGGUCGGCAGCCUCCCUCGUGAGGAAGAGGAAGAAGCCGGAUCGGAGGAGGCAAGCGAGGCAAGGAGGGCAGUCCCGAGAGCGAGGCAGGAAGGCGACGCGUCCUCUUCCGCCAUGUCUUCGGCGCCGGUCUCCUCCUCGCGGCGCCAGUCGUGCUACUUGUGCGACCUCCCGCGGAUGCCGUGGGCCAUGAUCUGGGACUUCACGGAGCCCGUCUGCCGCGGGUGCGUCAACUACGAGGGCGCCGACCGCAUCGAGUUCGUCAUCGAGACGGCGCGGCAGCUCAAGCGGGCCCACGGCUGCUUCCAGGACGGGCGCUCCCCUCCCGUCGGCGCCGGCGUCAAAGCGUUGCCCCUCUCCGCCAAGGAAGCGGCAGUGGCGGCGGCGGCAGCGGCUGCGGCGGCGGCAGUGCAACAGCAACAACUGAACCAUGUGGACGCCUCCGCCUCGAAAGCGCCUUCGGGCCUGGAGCGCUACGGGCUGAGCGAGCCUCCGCGCGGGAGGUUCGAGUACCCUCCGCCGCCUCCUCCGCACGCGGCGCGGCUCCCCAACGGCCUGGGCGGGCCCAAUGGCUUCCCCAAAGCCCCCGACGACGGGCCCCCGGAGCUGAACCGCCAGAGCCCCAAUUCCUCCUCGUCUUCGUCCGCGUCGUCGUCUUCCCGGAGGGGGACGCACUUGGGGGGCGGCCUGCCUCAAGGAAGUGGCGGCGGCGGCGGGGCCCAGCUCAACGUCCCGCCCAACUUGCUCCCGCAGACGCUGCUCAAUGGGCCGGCGGGGUCCGGCGUGGCGCUGCCCCCUCCUCGCGGCCCCCCGACGUCCUCCUCCUCGUCCACCUCCUCCUCUUCGUCCACCUCUUCCACGUCUUCCUCCUCCUCCGGGGAUCCCUGCGGGAAGCGGCCCGGCUCGGUAUCCUCCUCCUCGGGCGGCGCGGAGGCGGAACGGGAGCUGAAGGAGAAGCAGCGCAACGCGGAGGCGCUGGCCGAGCUGAACGAGAGCCUCCGGAGCCGGGCGGAGGACUGGUCGGGCAAGCCCAAGCUGGUGCGGGAGACGCUGCUGACGCUGGCCGACUGCACGCCCUACGAGGUGCGCUUCAAGAAGGACCACGCGCUCCUGGGCCGCGUCUUCGCCUUCGACGCCGUGGCCAAGCCCGGCCUGGACUACGAGCUCAAGCUCUUCGUGGAGUACCCCGCCGGGUCCGGCACCGUCUUCGCCAGCGCCUCCGGGGUGGCCAAGCAGAUGUACCAGGACUGCAUGAAGGACUUCGGGCGGGGACUCUCCUCCGGCUUCAAGUACCUCGAGUACGAGAAGAAGCACGGCUCGGGCGACUGGCGCCUCUUAGGGGACCUGCUCCCGGAGGCGGUGCGCUUCUUCAAGGAGCCCGUGGGCGCCGACAUGCUCCCGCAGCCCUUCCUCGACGCCGCCUGCCCGAUGCUGCCUUCCGCCUUGGUGGGCAUGCCACGCGGGGCCGGGACGCCGUCGGGUCGCGGGCCCGGAGGCUCGGCGGGAGCGGGGAGCGGAGCCACCGGCUUGAGGAAGAGGAAGGCCUCCCCAGAGCCCUCCGACUCGGCCUCGGAAGGCAAGCUGAGCGAGGAGCAGCAGCGCCAGCAGUGGAUGGCCAGCCAGAGCGAGGCCCUGAAGCUCACCAUGGCAACGGGGGGCUUCCCUCCCCCUCCCCCGCCGCCCCCUCACUCCCUCCGGACCACCCCGCCGGAGUCGGCCCCACAGAACGGGCAGUCGCCCAUGGCGGCGCUGAUGUCCGUCGCAGACACCUUAGGCAACGCGCACUCCCCCAAGGACGGCAGCUCGGUCCACUCCACGACUUCCUCUUCGUCUUCUUCCUCGUCCUCGUCCUCUUCCUCGUCCACGCGCCGGAACAGCAGCAGCCCGAUCUCUCCCGCCUCCGCGCCCGGCCCACGCCGCUUGGCCUCCCGCAACGGGGAGUUGAGCAUGGCCCCGUCUUCCGCGCCCCCUCCCCCGCCUCCCCCUCCCCCUCCCCCGCCCAGCCUGGACCCCAACCACCCUCCCAACAUCCCCGACUCGCCCAUGGCCAACAGCGGACCCCUGUGCUGCACCAUUUGCCACGAACGCUUGGAGGACACCCACUUCGUGCAGUGCCCCUCGGUGCCCGGCCACAAGUUCUGCUUCCCUUGCUCGCGGGAGAGCAUCAAGGCCCAGGGCGCCACCGGCGAGGUCUACUGCCCCAGCGGGGAGAAGUGCCCCCUGGUGGGCUCCAACGUGCCUUGGGCCUUCAUGCAGGGCGAGAUCGCCACCAUCCUGGCCGGAGACGUCAAAGUCAAAAAGGAGAGGGACCCCUGAAGGUGGUGGCGCCCCCUCCCUUCCUUCCCUUCCCCCAAACCCCUUCCUCUUUCUCCCCGAAGAUGUAUUAUUGUGAAUAAUAAUAAUAACAAUAUCCAAGACUCAAACGAAAAA
Messenger RNA from Anolis sagrei ordinatus, 2988 nucleotides. RefSeq names its product interferon regulatory factor 2 binding protein like (gene IRF2BPL). Gene Ontology annotation, cellular component: nucleus. Gene Ontology annotation, biological process: regulation of transcription by RNA polymerase II. Lineage: Eukaryota; Metazoa; Chordata; Lepidosauria; Squamata; Anolidae. The record is from RefSeq and is a predicted model, not a curated record. Gene Ontology annotation, molecular function: transcription corepressor activity.